Messenger RNA from Ilyonectria robusta, 3558 nucleotides. Its product is annotated as E1-E2 ATPase-domain-containing protein. Gene Ontology annotation, biological process: monoatomic cation transport. The transcript has 2 exons. The record is from RefSeq and is a predicted model, not a curated record. Gene Ontology annotation, cellular component: membrane. NCBI's taxonomy places the organism in Eukaryota, Fungi, Ascomycota, Sordariomycetes, Hypocreales, Nectriaceae. Gene Ontology annotation, molecular function: ATPase-coupled monoatomic cation transmembrane transporter activity; ATP hydrolysis activity; ATP binding. Bases 1 to 3558 code for a protein of 1185 amino acids.
AUGGCGCGUGACUGCUGUGGUCCGCCAGCGCAGCCGCCUGCAUCGACCCUGACGCAGGGCGAUAAGGCCUCAAGCCAGUGCAGCGACAAUUGCUGUGAUGGUACUGAGCAAGUCAGCAUCAACGACGAGCACGACCAGAAGCCUGAUGAUUUCAGCAGUGCUUACAAGACUACUCACGCCGCAGAGAGCGAUGACAACGCUGUUCCAGACUGUUGCCGCGGAAAACGGGCUCCCUGCUGCGAUGUUUCUUGUCUAGACCGCCUGGCCUUGCGUGAAUGUGAGACGGGCGACGCUGCAGCUCAAGGCGAAAAUACCCCGUGCACUACGGGCUGCUGCUCCCAGGCCAGUUCAUCCUGCGCUGGGGUGACAGAUGGGAAAGCCUGUGGCCAGCAUCGUCGCUCCACGCGCGACCGCUACGGUUCAACCCUCGAAGCCAUCGGGUGCAUAUGCCGCGCUCUCUUGGCCCUUGGACUAGAGUCUUGCUGUGAAUCCCGACAGCGAUCUUCGCUGGAGAAGAAGCGCUGCUCCAAGAACUCAUCUACGCGAUCUCUCAAACGCGCUUCGAUUGAUUCGUGCUGCUCCACUGGCUCCGAAGCCAAGAGUCUUACCGCCAAGAAACGGAUGCAGCCACGAAAUGACCUCGGGCGAAACUCCACGGAUAAUCUCCAGGGUGAUAGCUGCUCCAAAUCUUGCUGUUCCAAAGCGGUAACCGACUCGGCGAAGACGCCACCACGACCCAGCUGUGCAAAGUCUUGCUGUGAUGAAAAGGACGGCAAUAAAAAAACCCCUUCCCCUACUGCCGUAUGCCCCGGGUCGUGCUGCAAACCGGCCAAAAGCGACGCGGGCAAAACAGCACCCCCGCCUAUCGAUCCGGAUCCUUGCGGCGAAGCCAAGAAGUCUAGCGCUCUGAAAGCGCCUCCUAACAAGGAAUGUUCUGGACCUUGCUGUGGCACUGUGAAGACCGAAGUCAUAGAAGCGGUUCCAAAGCCAACCUGUGCCGGAUCUUGCUGUGCGGCAAAGCGAGCUGACACCCCGGAUCCCUCCUGCUCCGAUGGUUGCUGUCCUUCGGACAAUCCAAUAGCUGGUCUGGCCGAGAAGAACGGUCUGACUGCUGCCAUCCAAGAUUUGGAGAAUCAGGGCAUGGGUAAUGAACGAGUUGUUCUUAGCAUCUCUGGCAUGACCUGCACCGGGUGUGAGACAAAGCUGAACAGAACGCUUGCCACAGUGCCCGCUGUCAAGAGUCUGAAAACAAGCUUGGUUCUCUCGAGAGCCGAGUUUAACAUAGACCUUCGCCUCAGCUCCGUUGAUGAAGUCAUCAAGCACCUAGAACGAACAACCGAAUUCAAGUGCCAGAGACUCGCCACCAAAGGAACAACCAUUGACAUCAUUGUCCCGCAAAACCCAUCCAACUUUGUCAACCAGGAAUGGCCAGUUGGAGUCACUGAUAUUUCCAUCAUUGAAGGCAACACAGUUCAAAUCUCCUUUGACGCAAAAAUUGUCGGUGCUCGAGAUCUCCUAGAGAAGAGUUGGGACCAUUCCAUCGAACUCGCACCUCUGCGUGGUGACCCGUCACUUGAGGCCGGCAGCAAGCAUGUCCGUCAUGUCGGAUACACAACCUUUCUCUCAGCAAUCCUGACAAUCCCUGUUUUGGUCAUGGCAUGGGCUCCGAUACCAGAAAGAGAGGUUGCAUAUAGUUCUGCCUCCCUUGCGUUGGCUACCAUCGUUCAGACCGUCAUCGCAGGCCCGUUCUACCCGAAGGCUUUGAAGGCGCUCGUCUUUUCCAGGGUCAUCGAGAUGGAUCUCUUGAUUGUCUUGAGUACCAGCGCAGCGUACAUCUUCUCGGUGGUUUCAUACGGAUAUCUGAUGGCUAAAAAGCCACUCUCGACCGGGCAAUUCUUCGAGACAAGUACCCUCUUGGUUACCCUUAUCAUGGUCGGUCGCUACGUUGCAGCUCUUGCCCGUCAAAGAGCCGUGGAAUCCAUUUCGAUCCAGUCCCUGCAAUCUUCGACUGCUAUUCUCGUGGAUGAAGGCAACGGCCCCGACCAAGAGAUUGAUUCCCGACUCCUACAAUAUGGUGACGUUUUCAAGGUUCUGCCAGACACCAGGAUCCCGACUGAUGGCACUGUCAUCACGGGAUCCUCAGACGUCGAUGAGUCUAUGCUCACUGGUGAAUCCAGACCUGUUGAGAAGCAUCCCAAGUCAGUUGUGAUUGCUGGGUCGAUCAAUGGGCCAGGCCUGUUGGUGGUUCGUCUCACUCGCCUUCCCAGCGACAACACCAUCAAUGCCAUUGCGGCCAUGGUCGACGAAGCCAAGCUAUCAAAGCCUAAAAUCCAGGACCUGGCAGAUCAGGUAGCAUCUUACUUUGUUCCAGUUGUGGUUAUUUUGACCAUCCUCACCUUUUCCGUCUGGAUCGCAAUCGGCGUGGCUGUUCGGAACCAAAGCGGAUCCCAGGCGACGGUUCAGGCCAUCACCUACGCGAUUACUGUGCUCAUUGUUUCUUGCCCUUGCGCGAUUGGGCUUGCGGUCCCGAUGGUCAUUGUAAUUGCCAGCGGCGUAGCAGCAGAACGAGGUGUCAUCUUCAAGUCUGCAGAUGCGAUCGAGGUUGCCUACAAGGCCUCGCAUGUGGUUUUUGACAAGACGGGGACUUUGACCCGGGGUAAACUCGCCGUGGCUGUGGAGCACCAUGUCGCGGAUUCCGAAUCCUCAUUGUCGCUGCUUCUGGGUUUGAUUGGAGACAGUCGACACCCAGUGUCUGUCGCUGUUGCAACACACCUGAAGGGCAAGGGAAUACUCGCGUCGACUGUGUCUGAGCCCAAGAGCCUGACAGGUCGGGGUAUCGAAACUACAGCAGCGGGCCAAAACUUAAGAGCCGGUAACUCUCGUUGGCUAAAUCUCUCCUCGCAUGCCGUUGUUCAAUCGAUGCUUGCACAACGUUAUACCGUCUUCUGCUUCACGAUCAACGAUGCUCUAACAGCGGUCUAUGGCCUCGAAGAUGACCUCCGAGCCGAUGCUGCCGAAACAGUCACGGCUCUACAAAAUCACGGCAUCUCCGUCCAUGUGGUGUCUGGUGAUGACGAUGGUGCUGUUCAAAGCGUGGCUGUGAAGCUUGGAAUUCCUGAUGAAAACGUCCGAGCCCGGAGCUCCCCUGCAGAUAAGAGGGACUACAUCCAGACUCUCCUCGGUGAUUUGAAAAAUAGCAAGAAGCCAGUGGUCAUAUUCUGUGGUGAUGGAACCAACGACGCUGUCGCGCUCGCCCAGGCCACGAUCGGCGUCCACAUCAACGAAGGCACCGACGUCGCACAGUCAGCUGCAGACGUCGUGCUCAUGCGGCCUGCUGUAUCGGGGAUUCUCACCAUGAUGAGUGCGAGCAAGGCAUCGGUCAACCGCAUCAAAUUCAACUUCGCAUGGAGCUUCGUCUACAACGUUUUCGCUAUCCUCUUGGCCGCGGGAGCAUUUGUCAAUGCGAGAAUUCCCCCGGAGUUUGCAGGGCUCGGCGAAUUGGUGAGCGUGCUGCCAGUCAUCGCAGCCGCGGUGCUUCUGCGUUGGACCAAGUUCUAA